GUGCUUUCCGCUUUCAAAAGAGAGAGAGGGAAAACAUAAAGCAGCAACAGUCUCCAUGGUCGAAGCGAUGGGUAAAACGACGUUUUCCGGUGGAGUAUCGCCGCCGGUGAGACAUUGAAGGGACCGCAUCGUCGGCUUCGGACAGAGAAGGUGAUGAGUUUUGUCGCUGGUCUCCGGCUGGGAGAAACAGAGGUGAAACGGCGGCGUUUUCGGGUCUAGAGAGAGAGAGAGUUGAGAGAAGGAGAAGAUGGAGAUUAAUGGCUGUUUGGAUGAGUAUGAGAAGCUUGUGUUCAGGAUGAACACUCCGAGGGUGGUGAUCGACAACGGCGUCUACGCUUCUGCAACAAUCGUCAAGGUCGACAGCGCAAGGAGGCAUGGCAAUUUGUUGGAAGCCGUGCAGAUCCUGACCGAUUUGAACCUCUCCAUCAAGAAAGCUUACAUAUCUUCGGAUGGGAGAUGGAACAUGGAUGUUUUUCACGUCACUGAUUUAGACGGAAAAAAGCUGAAUGAUCAGAGCGUUCUGAGCUUCAUUGAACAGUCGAUCGAGAUGGUAUAUUACGGUCAAAACAUUGAAGUGAAUGGUCUAACAGUCUUGGAGUUAACCGGAAGAGACCGAGUUGGAUUACUGUCUGAAGUGUUUGCGGUUCUGUCUGAUCUCGACUGUGACGUAGUUGAUGCCAAGGUCUGGACACACAACGGAAGAAUCGCGGCCAUAAUCUACGUAAAAGAUUGUAAUUCGGGUUCUCCUAUUCAAGAUUCGCAGAAGAUUGCAAGAAUCGAAGCACGUUUGAAAAACCUCUUGAAGGACGGUAACGACAUCAGAAGCGCGGCGAGAACUUGCGUUUCCAUGGCGGUAACUCACACGGAAAGGAGGCUUCACCAGUUGAUGUUCGAGGACAGGGACUACGACAGAAAACCCGGGUUUCAGACAAAACAGGAGGACAAGACUUCCUUUGUGACGGUUCAGAAUUGGGCUGAGAGAAGCUAUUCCGUUGUUAAUGUUCAGUGUAAAGAUCGGAUAAAACUUCUCUUUGAUGUGGUGUGUACGUUGACAGACAUGGAUUAUGUUGUGUUUCAUGCCACCAUCAACACACCUGCAGAGCAAGCAUACUUGGAAUUCUAUAUUAGGCACAAGGAUGGGUCACCGAUCAAUUCAGAAGCAGAGAGGCAACGUGUGAUUCAGUGCUUGCAAGCCGCAGUUGAAAGAAGAGGAUCCAAGGGUGUGAGACUGGAGCUGAGGCAUCCGGACAAGCAAGGAUUACUAGCCGAGGUUACAAGAACGUUCAGGGAGAACGGUGUAAACGUGACGAGAGCAGAGAUAUCAACGAAAGGCGGCACUGCGACGAAUAUAUUCUACGUGACAGAUGCCAAAGGCGAAGCAGCCGGGCACAAACUGAUCGAAUCUGUGAGGGAGAAAAUAGGGUUUGAAUGCUUGAGAGUGAAGGAGGAAAUGGCGACGAGAUUGCAUCCCAAGAAGAAGGAAGAGAAACAGCACACACUGACAUCACUUGGGAGUUUGGUUUGGAGAAAUCUCUUCAGCUUUGGUCUGGUGAAAUCAUACUCUUAGGUCCCCCAAAAUUUAGGGCUUUUCAAAUACGGUUAUGUUUUCAUGUAAAUGGGUGAAAUUAGGUAUUUUGUUUUACUCGGAAUUUGGGCACAUUCCUUUGGUGUACAUAGAGAGAUUGGAGAUUUAUGGUUAGAAUUUAGGUAUGCUUUAGUGUAUUCUUGAUUUGGGGCUUUAGGGUUAGGUUGCACAUAAUUUCUAUUGAUAAUUAUAGAUUAUUGUUGGUUGA
Tarenaya hassleriana is the source of this 1793-nucleotide messenger RNA. Its product is annotated as ACT domain-containing protein ACR8-like. Bases 248 to 1567 code for a protein of 439 amino acids. The transcript has 7 exons. The record is from RefSeq and is a predicted model, not a curated record. NCBI's taxonomy places the organism in Eukaryota, Viridiplantae, Streptophyta, Magnoliopsida, Brassicales, Cleomaceae.